UUUAAAGGCCAUAAAGUCAGUGAAGGUCAAAAGUAUGUCAAGUAUGUCACCUGAGACAUCAUCAUUGUGCUGCCUGAGGAUGACACAUCCAUAGGGAAAAGUGAGACAAAGUCAUGGAUUCGGACGAGGGUUACAAUUACGAAUUCGACGACGAGGAAGAGGAAUGCAGCGAAGACAGCGGCGAAGAGGAUCCCACGGAUGACACCCUGGAGCUCGGGGAGGUGGAGCUGGUCGAUCCCGUAGUGGCCGGGGGAGACCGAGACGACUGCGGGGAGACCGGAGGCAGUGGCCUGGGGCCCGGACAGGAUGAGGAAGACUACCGUUUUGAAGUUCUCACCGCCGAGCAAAUCCUGCAGCAUAUGGUGGAGUGUAUCCGGGAGGUCAACGAGGUCAUCCAGAAUCCUGCUACAAUUACUAGAAUACUACUUAGUCAUUUCAACUGGGACAAAGAAAAGCUGAUGGAGAGGUACUUUGACGGUAACCUGGACAAGCUGUUUUCAGAGUGUCAUGUUAUAAACCCCAGCAAAAAGUCUCGGACGCGCCUCAUGAACACAAGAUCGUCGGCACAGGACAUGCCAUGUCAGAUUUGUUAUCUCAACUAUCCUAACUCGUACUUCACCGGUCUGGAAUGUGGGCACAAGUUUUGCAUGCAGUGCUGGGGAGAUUACUUAACCACCAAAAUCAUAGAGGAAGGAAUGGGACAGACUAUUUCCUGUCCUGCUCAUAGCUGUGAUAUUCUGGUGGAUGACAACACGGUCAUGCGACUGAUUACAGAUUCAAAAGUGAAGUUGAAGUACCAGCAUUUAAUAACCAAUAGUUUUGUAGAGUGCAACCGACUGUUAAAAUGGUGUCCGGCACCUGACUGUCAUCACGUUGUCAAAGUACAGUACCCAGAUGCCAAACCUGUACGAUGCAAGUGUGGUCGGCAGUUUUGCUUCAACUGUGGAGAAAAUUGGCAUGAUCCAGUAAAGUGUAAGUGGCUCAGGAAAUGGAUUAAGAAAUGUGACGAUGACAGCGAAACAUCAAACUGGAUUGCUGCAAAUACAAAGGAAUGCCCGAAAUGCCACGUCACUAUAGAGAAAGAUGGUGGCUGCAACCACAUGGUAUGUCGGAACCAGAACUGCAAAGCAGAAUUCUGCUGGGUUUGCCUGGGACCCUGGGAGCCACAUGGAUCUGCUUGGUACAACUGUAAUCGCUAUAACGAGGAUGAUGCCAAGGCAGCAAGGGAUGCUCAAGAGCGUUCCAGGGCAGCCCUGCAGAGGUACCUGUUCUACUGUAACCGCUACAUGAACCACAUGCAGAGCUUGCGCUUCGAGCACAAGCUGUACGCGCAGGUCAAGCAGAAGAUGGAGGAGAUGCAGCAGCACAACAUGUCGUGGAUCGAGGUGCAGUUCCUGAAGAAAGCCGUGGAUGUUCUGUGCCAGUGCCGCUCCACGCUCAUGUUCACCUACGUCUUUGCAUUCUACCUCAAGAAGAACAACCAGUCCAUUAUCUUCGAGAAUAACCAGGCAGAUCUAGAGAAUGCCACCGAGGUGCUGUCUGGAUACCUGGAACGAGACAUCUCACAGGAUUCUUUGCAGGACAUUAAGCAGAAAGUACAAGAUAAAUACAGAUACUGUGAGAGCAGACGAAGAGUGCUGCUGCAACACGUACAUGAAGGCUAUGAUAAAGACCUGUGGGAGUACAUCGAGGAUUGAGGCUACACCUCCACUCCACAGACUCUUGGAGAGAAACUCCACCCACUAGAGUGCUGAUGCAAUGAAAUCGGAGCAGCACAGAGCCUCUGCUGCCUCCUCCCUUGCAAACCGCCCUGCAUUGCAUAUUUUUUUCAGUCUUUUGUUUCAUGUAAAGCAUAAAGAGUAAAUUAUAUUUAAAUAAAAAAAGUUAGAAUAUUAAAAAUAAAAUAUUACAUGUACAACAGUAUUGUUAGCAACGUGAAGCGCAGGACUGAGAAAUCCAACAAAAACACAAAAUAUUUUUAUUUUGCUUGCAUUGUAAAAUCUUGCCCUUGAAAAUCUUUUCCCUGCUUUUCAAUUGUGUUUGUGGUCGUGUUCUGUUUGACUUUAUUUUAUAUAUUCUUUUUGUGUGCGUGUGUGGAAAAAAUUAUUUUGUUUUCAAAAUGGCUUUAAUAAUUCUGACCGUGUGUGGCUAGAUCUGUGUUUGGGUUGCUGAAUGUUGAUUGUAAGGAAGUUACUUUGGGGUUUCAAACGCUGAUAUAAACACAAAAAGAAAAAAAGACAACAAAUUGGUAUUUUUCAAUUUGUAAAUAAUGCAUAUGCAUGGAAGUUAAAGAGUAUGAGUGGGAGGUGUUUGCAUCAUUUUUAAAGAUAUUUAUCUUUACAAAUAUUAAAAAACAAAUGUAUAUUUGCUGUGUAGAUUGAGUGUCUUUCCCUAUCUUUUGUCGGCCCUUUUAGGAGGUUUGGACUUGACAUAUGCUUGAUAUAAAUCAGUAGUCCGUGUCCAUCCCUACAAUUGUUUCUCUUGCUCUACAAGACUGAGCAGGGCUGUAGUCUGCCAAUUCAAGCAGAGCAUGCCAAGGUGGCGCAUUAUGCCUACUAUUAAGUCUAAAGCUGUGAGCGCUGCAGCAUUCAUAGAUGGAGGAAAUGGGGCUAGAAUAAUUUCUGCUGCUUUAGAGUUCAAGCUUUUAAAGCAGGACAGUGGUUUCCUCUGCUCUUCCUCUUUUGCUGUCAUCCCUUAGAUAGAUUUAGUAUGUAUGAAUACUUUCUGAGAACCAAAUUGAGUGACAUUCACUCAUAUAGACUUUUAUAUAUUUUCUUUGUCUCUCUGAAGUUCAUUCUUCUUCCCAGACCCAGCUUGAGGUUGCACAUAGAUGAAAUUGUACUGAUAGGCCUGUUGAGCUGCUUUCUUGACAGCGUUUGUCAAGUGUUUUGAUGGAGCCAUUGACAAACAGGGUUAGGCAUUUUCCACAUUAUCAAUUUUUGCACACCGCUGAACUAGUCUCUGCUGUGUCAAAGUGAGACUCCUCAUUGCUUUAAUUUUGUGUCAAAUAAUCAUGCAUUUGCACCUAAAAUUGUUUCCAAAGGGCCGUUUGAGUCAUGAUGUUGUUUGCAGGGAAAAUAUGGUGUAACCUUUGUACUGUGAUGUUGAAUUUGUGUACACUUUGUUCAAAACUGGACAAAUUGUGUUUGCAUACACCGUGACAACCAUUAAAGCACCGACUCCCCCUCUGCAGGGGUUCAGGGUUAGACCCAGGUGGGACAUGCACACAGUGUUAUUGCAGAUCAAGUUGCAGUAGUCAGACAACGCCAAAGUGUCAAUUUCUAUCUCAUGACUUUGUUUCCCAGUUUUUUUGGGCCAGGUGGAAGGCUGGAUAUUUGGCUCACAAACAAUGACUUUUUCUUUCACUUUUCACUUUAAUUCAGAUGAAAAUAAAUGUACUAAUAUGCAUUCAAGUUUUUGGAAUGCUGUCAAUUGAGUUAUUUUUUUGUUUGCCUAUUAAUCUUUCUGCAUUGUGUACUGAUGAUUGCAAUUGGUUUUCAUGUAAAUGGAGUGCUGAGAUGUUCUUCCAGGUAAACAUGCAUUAUUUGACAUUAAAUACAGAGCUAGAAGUUUCAUACAGGCAUAAUGCAUAAAGAAUAUUUCGUAAGGCCUCAUACAGGCUGCAAAAAUAAAUGGAAUGGCUGUACUACCCCUGUGUGUGUGUAACUCCCCUUCAGACUGGUUUGCUUCUCAGUUAUGCCUAUUUGAUCAUGUCUGGUAGUUCUUUAACAUCCAAAUGUAACAUUUACAGUAACAAUAAGCAUCUACUCUCAUUUGAGACAUCCAAAAACUUUUAAUACUUUUCUACAUUUGUCUUUACGCUAUUACAUUUUUUGAUUUCCUAUAUACAUAGUGUACAAAUGUGUAAGAAAUUAGUUGUUCGUUUUGAAGAAAAAUAUUAAAGUGCAAAAUG
Xyrauchen texanus (razorback sucker) is the source of this 3913-nucleotide messenger RNA. RefSeq names its product E3 ubiquitin-protein ligase arih1. Bases 114 to 1697 code for a protein of 527 amino acids. Gene Ontology annotation, molecular function: ubiquitin protein ligase activity; ubiquitin conjugating enzyme binding; zinc ion binding. Lineage: Eukaryota; Metazoa; Chordata; Actinopteri; Cypriniformes; Catostomidae. Gene Ontology annotation, cellular component: cytoplasm; ubiquitin ligase complex; nucleus. Gene Ontology annotation, biological process: protein polyubiquitination; positive regulation of proteasomal ubiquitin-dependent protein catabolic process; ubiquitin-dependent protein catabolic process. The record is from RefSeq and is a predicted model, not a curated record. The transcript has 15 exons.